Molecule: messenger RNA, 2433 nt
Organism: Moesziomyces antarcticus
Lineage: Eukaryota; Fungi; Basidiomycota; Ustilaginomycetes; Ustilaginales; Ustilaginaceae
Product: WD40 repeat-like protein
Exons: 1
Coding region: 1-2433 (810 amino acids)
Biological process (GO): proteasome-mediated ubiquitin-dependent protein catabolic process
Cellular component (GO): nucleus
Molecular function (GO): protein binding; protein-macromolecule adaptor activity
Source: RefSeq, a predicted model, not a curated record
AUGUACUCGCCACCGUCUUCGCCGUCUGUGCUGGCCAGCACGUCGAGGCACAACAUCAUCCCGCCUCGGUCCAACGCAAACGAACAGCGACGACAGAAGUCGCUCCGCCUCUUCCUGGGCGACCAGUCCGACGAAGACACCACAUCAGAUAAUGAAUAUGACCUCGACCGCUUUGAUGAUGGCGACAGUGAUGCGGACAGUGGCCCUUCCACAUCCACGUUCCGCUUGCAGGCUGGACCUGCUGCCGCCGCCUUGCUUUGCAGUCCACAGAGAAAGACGGCUCGGGCUCGGGCGUACGACGACGAAGAAGAAGGAUCCCGAGCCCCCUUCUUUCAGCGUGCCCAAGCGAGGAACCAGAAACAAGCUGCUAGUCCGAAGAAACCGUCGGCCUUGGGGAGCACAGCAUCCAAGCAGCAGACUGCCAACUCGGCAGCCAUUCCAACCACUCCCACCAAGCGUCAGAAGGGCUUCGUCGUGCGCGGAAACGUGACACCCUCUCGUGCAUUCAGCAUCUUCAAGGCCGCCAAGCAGCGCAGUCAGCAGCGUCAACAACACGGCCUGCCCACGCCACCGAACACAUCUCCACUGCGACCGAUCAUUCUCGACAGCUGCGACGACAGCCCUCGCCAUGUGCUCGCGAGCCCUUCUCAGCAUCAACAAACGCACCGUGGCUUGUUCCUUUCAUCCUCGUCUCCAAUAUCUGCAAGUCGAUCACAAUUGCAAGUGAUGGAAAGCCCGAGCCGCAGUAGCUUGACAGCUACAUCACGACACACUGUACCACAGUACAAACCUUCUGCCUUUUCGGCAGGCACCGGCAACGCUCGGACCCUCUCCAACUCGCUGUUCAGCUUGCGCACACGCCAAGGCUUGCAUAGCGGACACGGCCUUCUCAGCAACAGUCGCCACUUUUCCGCCGCACGCACGCCGAUCUUCGACUCGACGUCGUAUCUCGAAACAUUCGUCUCGCCAGCUUCGUGCCAGUUCCAGAACCCGCGGAGUGCGGACCAGGAGAUCUUGUCUCAUCCUAUUAGUGCAGCCUACAGCUAUUCGUCGCGCUCGGUCAAUCCGUCUGCGCAGUGGCUCGCAGUCGGAGACGACGAGGGCCGCAUCACACUGCUCAACACCUUGCCGUGGCAAGACCCGGCGGCAGAAUGCUUUGCGGGAAACCCACAGUGGCAAGCCUCGACUUCGGCGGCGAUCUUCGAGGUGGUGUGGAGGUUCGACGACCGCAGCCUGCUGUCGGGCGCGAGCGACUUUUCGAUCCGCAGCUGGGACACCGAGUACCAGAAGUGCACCGCCGAGUUCGAAGGGCAUGGCGGAAGCCCGCGCACGAUCGUGUACGAUCCGACCACCAACGGCGAUGGCGGGUGCGGCAUGGUCUUUGCGAGCGCGGGCAGGGACGGGACGAUUCGUAUCUGGGAUGCGAGGACCAGCUCACGCGGGCACACGCCCGGUUGCGAUGAGGAUUCAGACAGCGUGGGCGUCAGGCCUGUGCUCACGAUCAAUGCAGCGCAUGCCACGACGUGGGAGAACAACUCGAUGGCUAGCAAGGGUCGCAAACAUGCCCGCAGCGGUGCUGCAGUAGGAGCGAGAGGCAAGAAGCGCGCUCAACAAUCACUCCCAGCUGGCGUCACGGCACUCUCGUAUCUGCCAGAUGGGCAGGGCCACAAGUUGCUCAGCGGUGGCUCGGCCAAUGGCAUCAUCAAGUGCUGGGACCUUCGUCACGUCGGCCAAUCGCACGGAGCAACACCAGUCGCCCGGGUAGACACUGCAUCCGCAUCGCUCGGCAAACGGGGCGCAGAUCUGCCCGCAGAUGCACCUAUCUCGGCGGGAUGGCAAACCCCAGAUCUGUCCAUGCUCGGUCCUUCGCCCUCGGUCGGGCUGCGCAGCUCGCACGGUCUUUCGCAAAUCGUCUCGUCGUCCACCUCGCUGUUUGCCUCAUGCACUGGUGGAAAGAUCCAUGCGCUUCCGCUGUCGACGUUUCUCGACUCGCAUCUGGUGGCCUCGGAAGUGCAGACGCUGUACGAACCGGUGCAGUGCCAGAACACGCUGUUUUCGCGCAUGGCGCUCUUCGACGACCGCUUCCUCGCCGUGGGUUGCAAUACGGGCAACAUUGCGCUCUGGGACGUGCGUCUUGAUCGCACGAACCAGAUGUGCCAGCCGCAGCGUGCGGCGGAGAAGGAUCUGUUCGAAGAGCGAGAGUACGCCCAGUGCGAGGAGCUCGGCUUCGCACACAAGUCAACGCACGCUGGAGGCAUGGCUGUGCUCACCGAGGGACACCAGAGGAAUACAGAGGUCAACGCGGUCUCGUGGGCGAAUGGUCCCAACGGUCCAACGCUCAGCUCGGUCGGUGACGACACUUUCAUCCGCACCUGGUACCCGGAUCGCGACCUCAGACACACCAUUGCAUCCGCAGAGGCGACUCGCGACUGA